ACGCCGCGUCCACGCAUCGGGAAGGUGAUGUGUGAAGCCGGUGCCGAAACAUGAUGACUUACCAGGUCAACGCGUCGGCGCCCACCGCCACGGCUCUGCUGUCCGCGGCCGGCUCGGGUUGCAGCCAGCGCGGCCCUGAAGCCGCCGCGUUCCCCGCUCACAGCCGGACGCUCGGGAUGGGGGCCGGCGGAGGACGGCCGCCCCUCAGGCUCAAACAGAUGCGGAAAUUGCCCGUCAUACAGCCUCUGAGCAAGUCCAGGGACGGCAGAGCCCUGCAGAGCCGCUUCACAGCUGGAGGGACAGAUGAUUUCACCAAAGAUGACAAACUGGAAUCAGAGAACAGCGAUCCACAGGCAGACAUGAGUGGGAGGCACUUUCUGUUUGAUAAGACAAGCGCGAGGCUGGAGAGGACCAGAACUGUGAUCCCUCCUCUGCCCAGACUCUACCACACUCACAGAGCUGCUGCCCUGCAUCCCUUGGGCCUCUCCAAGGAGCUUUCCCACAGCCACGCCGGGCGGCCCUUCACCCUCGGCUAUCCUGAAAGGUAUGAGCUGAACACACGCCCAGCCAUCCUCUUCCCCUCCGCUCUAGUCCUCAAUGGCAGGAGCUCCUUCUCAGUUGAAAGCUGCAAGCUCAGCAGGCCGAAGGUGAAUUAUCCCACCUUCAACUUGCUGACUGUUAAAGACAAUCAGAAAAGCCAGUCUUACCCGGACCCGAUGGUCGGCGCGUCUCGCUCCUUUAUCCACAGGAUAUCUGAGCUCUCCUCUCUGGAGGGCGAGACGGUCAGACAAGAAAAGCUCAAGAAAAUGAGGAAACCUAGAAAGCCUCCAUCCUGACAAUCAACUCCUUCCCAGUCACGCUGGUCCAGGAUAAAAACCUCUGACUCUGUGCCAACGAUGGAAGAGAAUCAAACGGUUUGGGUGCCGUGCUCAUUCCGGCGGCUCCUCCUGACUGCCUGUGUGUCCUCUGUGGUUUUAGUUUGCAGCUUAACGUGGCUGAUCUCCACAUUUUGGGAUUCCUGACCUGAGCUCCUCACCUUUAGUGAUCUUUCGGUGUAUUAUUGACCAACCUGUAACCCGUAGACCGCAGCGUGUGCAACAGCUAUGCACGCUGGUUAUGAAUAUUCAGUCAAAGUUUUUAGCCUGACUCAGUAGUUUUCCACUGCAUGAGGAGAUACUUGUCUUUCUAAUAUGCUUGAAAUGGCUGUUGUGUAAUACUGCCAUAAUUCUCUCUGUAUCAUUAGUAUGUUGCAGAUGCUAUCCAGCUUGAAUCUCAUAGCAACAACAGUGUUUCAGGUGUUUCCAACACA
This is a messenger RNA of Salarias fasciatus (jewelled blenny), 1309 nucleotides long. RefSeq names its product chromosome 9 C8orf89 homolog (gene c9h8orf89). The transcript is spliced from 7 exons. Lineage: Eukaryota; Metazoa; Chordata; Actinopteri; Blenniiformes; Blenniidae. The record is from RefSeq and is a predicted model, not a curated record. The coding region runs from base 51 to 836 and encodes 261 amino acids.